This is a messenger RNA of Mercurialis annua (annual mercury), 1224 nucleotides long. RefSeq lists its product as uncharacterized. Bases 1 to 1224 code for a protein of 407 amino acids. Lineage: Eukaryota; Viridiplantae; Streptophyta; Magnoliopsida; Malpighiales; Euphorbiaceae. The transcript has 4 exons. The record is from RefSeq and is a predicted model, not a curated record.
AUGGGUCGCAACAACGUAUUGGCAAUGUGGAUUGCGGUGAUGUUGAUGACUGUGAUGAUAAAUGGAGGAAGAGUCGAAGAUAUAUGUAAUACUAGUAUACCAUUAAUGAGCGAAUGCCUUUCCGCUGUUGAUGGAGAUCCCACCACGCAAUGUUGCCUUAACAUUCAAGAAGCCGACUUGCAAUUGUUUAGUCCAGGAGUGUCUGAUCAUUCUGCUUUGAUUGUGACUAUGAAGACCCUUGGGAGAUUAAGGAAGUCUGGAUUCAGGUUUUACAAUGUCUGGUGUAAACAUGACAAGUUGUUAGAAAUAGUUAAAGAUGUCUGGGACCUUAAUGUGGUUGGGUAUAAAAUGUUUCAAGUUUAUAACAAAAUGAAAAUUCUCAGAAAUUUUUUGAGACAGCUUAAUAAAAGUGUGUUUUUUGACAUCUCUAUGAGAGUUGAUGCUACCAGAAAGAUGCUGGCUGAGUUGCAAGAGAAUCUAAUUCUGAAUCUAGGGAAUAACAUCCUACAGGAGGAGGAAAGAGCCAUUUCAAUCCAUCUCUUCAAGCUAAUCAGAUGGGAGGAAGAUAUCUUGAGACAGAAAUCAAGAGCCACUUGGAUAAAUCUUGGAGAUCAAAAUACCAAGUUUUUCCAUAAUAGCAUUAAGCAAAGACAGACUAGAAAAAAUACCAGUAAUCUCUUCCUUAGAGAUGGGCACUUAUUAAUAGAUGAUGAUAGAAUUGAGAUGGAUAAGGAGGUUACUGAUGAAGAGAUAAAGAGGUCAAUGUUUUCCAUAAAUGGGGACAAAGCCCUUGGUCCUGAUGGGUUUAGUAGUGAAUUCUUCAAGAAGAGUUGGAGUAUAGUAGGGCCAUGUGUUACUUUGGGAAUCAUAGAUUUCUUUUCCACUAAGAAGCUACUUAAUCAACAGAAUCUGCCAAGUUAUAUAGGAGGGCUAGUAAGGAAUACCCAGUCAGCUUUCAUCCCUGGCAGAAGCAUUGCAGACAAUGUUCUUGUAGCUCAUGAGAUAGUUAAUAACUAUCAUAAAAGGGCUGGUGAAUCUUGUGCUAUGAAGAUAGAUGUUAGAAAAGCUUAUGACUCCAUUGGAUGGGAUUUUGUAGAACUUCUUCUUUAUGGGUUUAGAUUCUCCAGGAACAUGGUAGAGACUAUUAUGACUUGUGUAAGAUCAGUUAAAUACUCUAUAAUGGUUAAUGGAGAAGCUAUUGGUUACUUUUGUAAUAUCCCGUAA